Molecule: messenger RNA, 5639 nt
Organism: Homarus americanus (American lobster)
Lineage: Eukaryota; Metazoa; Arthropoda; Malacostraca; Decapoda; Nephropidae
Exons: 6
Coding region: 1028-4453 (1141 amino acids)
Biological process (GO): G protein-coupled receptor signaling pathway
Cellular component (GO): neuron projection; plasma membrane
Molecular function (GO): neuropeptide Y receptor activity; neuropeptide binding
Source: RefSeq, a predicted model, not a curated record
CUCGUGGUGGUGCAACGGGCCUGUGCUGGGUCCUCCGUGACACUGGGUGAUAUCAGGUCACACCCAUCUUAGUGUUGAGUGACAUAAAUACCUUUGCCAUAUGACCUGUACUGUUGUCACGUAACAUUUACCGUUUGUCGUGUGACAUCUAUCAUCAUUGUCAUGUAACACUUACACACACACACACACAUAGAGUGGAGUGGAGAACUGUGGUCACCAACUAUGAGACAUGAGGACGGUAUACUCUGACUGAGCAUAUCUCGACUACGCCAGCUGGUUGUUGUUCAGAGCUGUGGUUCGAAUCGUGCGUCAUCAGCUGUAGUUCCAUACGGGAAUUAGAUCGUCAGUCCGCCAUAGGUUGUUCUAGCAGCAGGAUUACACUGUGUGAGGUCGAACUGCUGUGUGAAUUGAGAUGUGACUUGGACUAUUUGCUCCCGUGUGAACAUUAUGGGUUCCCAAUACGAGGUGGAGUUCGUGGUGGGGAUCUCGUGGUGUAGUGAGGCACCAACGUUGUGUUCAGCUGGACGGAUUUGGCGACGUGGACUGGUGUGACUCACCCAUCAGUUUUACUCCACACUUUUGAGGGUGUAUUGUACAAGACGCAAUCAGUCCAAGCCAAGGCGCUUAUCAAGACAACAACAUUUGAGUGAUAUUAAUCAUCAAAUGCGAGGAUGUGUUACAUUUACAAGCAACGUUUACAUAAAUAUAAAAUAUGACUUCAAGGCUUAUACAGGUACCGGAUAUAUAAAUAUUAAUUAAACAAGUAAAUCUUUCCCUUUAAUAUGCAUAGGGGCUUUCAACGAUAAACCUCUAAUAAUGUCUUAAGAUACAACUAAGAGCUUAACAUAUGUGAAACAAGAGAUAUACAUAUAAGAGUUUACAAACUUUACAACAUGAAAAUGAGAGCAUAGGCCUUGAAAGUACAUUUUACUAAAAAUACCCAAAAUAGAAAGAUGGUGGACUGAGGUAGCGUAUACUCAGUAAAUACACGAAACAAAGUGACCAAUAUUUGCAAGUAUCAACAAACAUGAACGUGACGAUGGAAGACUUGGAGGAAACUUAUGGAGACGCGACAAUGACGGAGAUAAGCCUGGAGAAGCGACUGGCCUCCAGGUGGGAGUACUACUCUAAGGUGUUGAUGGGCCUGGCCAGGAACCCAGACGCUGCUGCUGGCAUCAUGGGCCUUAAUGCCAGUAUCUUCCGCGCCGCCUUCCGCCCUCCGCCCAACACCGCCAUGCACAAUUUCACAGUUGACCUGACAGCCCAGGUGAGGCGCCGUGAUGACCCUGGACGCAUGGUCAUAAUCAUCCUGGCCUACUCUAUCAUCAUCGGGGUCUCGCUCUUCGGUAACCUGUUGGUGUGUCAUGUGGUGGUAAGGACGAGGCGCCUCCACACCCUCACCAACACCUUCCUCGCUAACCUGGCCCUCUCAGACCUUCUCAUGACGGCUCUCAACAUCCCCUUCAACGUGGCCAGGGUGUUGCUAGACGACUGGCCCUUCGGGGGGUUGAUGUGUAGUAUGGUGCCCUUUGUCCAGGUCAUCUCCGUCUAUGUGUCCGCCUUCACCAUGGUCGCUAUAGCCCUCGAUCGUUACCAGGUGAUCGUCCAUCCCCUGAAGCCGCGUCUCGGAGCCUGGCACGGAGCUGUCAUCAUCACUGUCGUCUGGCUGUUAGCUGCCCUCGUCUCCUUACCUUAUGCUAUCUACAGUCAGGUGAUGGAGGUGUUCACGUACAGGAAGUUGACACGGUGUCAGGCGCACUACCCGUCCCCAGCACUACAAUUCCGCCAGUGGCUGACACUUGCCACCUUCCUGACGCAGUAUGUUGUGCCGCUGGGCGUGACUGCCGUGGCUUACGUGGGCGUGACGAGGCGGGUGUGGUGGCGGGCAGUAGUGGGCGCUGCCACGCAAGAGCAGCUCUCCUUACAGCUGAAAACCAAGAAGAAGACGGUGAAGAUGUUGGUGGUGGUGGUAGUGUUGUUCGCCCUCUGCUGGAUGCCCCUUAAUACCUACCACCUGGUGGUGGACUUCGGCGUGACGGUGGGUCCGUCUCGUCACUCCUCCACAGUAUUCUUCAUUUGUCACUGGUUUGCCAUGUCCAACGUUUGCUACAACCCGUUUAUCUACUGCUGGCUCAACGACCACUUCCGCGCGGGGGCCAAGGCCUGGCUCUGGUGUGCCGCCAGGAAGCUCUGCCAUGUUCCCCUUCCCCAUGACGACGACGAGCCCCAGGGCGUCAGGAUCUCCAGGCCUCGAGGCUCCGUCACUUUGUCCUCGUCGGCCCUCGCCAGUGGCUCAGUGAGUCGAAAACUGGUCGGUGGCGUCGGUUCAGUUCGCAGUACACACCAUCAUCACCACCGCCACCAGGCGUCAGAUUUUCACGUAGCGCUGGACGAGCUGAUCAACACUCCCAUGCCUUCCAGACGCAGCCAACACAGCUUCAAGUCUAACUCUUCCCUACGAGGCAGUAAACAACGCCAGAAAACCAACACAAAACCCAAUAUUGGUGAACCUCGAGGCGUACAUUCUGACAAGUCUUCAUCUCCCAAGGUCGUGUCCAUUACCCAGGGACUCCAAGACGCCUCUUCAGUUGUCAGCUGUACUCACGGGAACUUGAGCUCCUCAUUUUCAGAGAUGCCUUGUAUAGAAGUUGAUCUUCCCUGUGUGUUGAACCUCCGACAGAUCAGUCCUCAGCCACCAGAGGUGCUACAGGUGACCUCCCCGCACAGUAAAGUCGAUGAAAUUUCUUCGAAUUUACGCGAAGAGGAAGCAACCGAAGAACCAGAAGGAAACAGAGAUGACUGGAGGAACAAAACGAGAAGUAGGUCUGAAAAGGACGCCAUUGAUGUUGAGAAGCUAGACAUUGUUUACGUGGAGUCUGAGAGGUUGCCGACGGACCCAACACUCGGCCCUAUCCCCGAGGAGUCUCCUCGGACCUCCUGCCCCAGAACCCUCAUCAGGUGCCCCACUUCUCCGUCAGCUCAACACUCUCUCCCACAAAGUCAACUCUCUUUAUAUGCUUCAGAAGUUCCUGAAUCAAAAAAUAUUUCCCAUUUGACUGCUAAAAGUUCCUUAGAAAGGAGCAAUAACAAAUCACUGAAUGGCGACAGUGAUCCAAUUGUGCCAUCUCCCAUCACACCUACACAACAUUCAGUAACUAUCAGUAAAACAAAACAAACUAAGAAUCCUAUCACCAUCAUCAGAGCCAUCCGCGACAUCACAGUGUCCCUAGCACGACGCCUGACCGCACUGACCUCCAGGAAUUCGUCUUCUAGAAGCACCUCCAAGAUGUCCCACGACACCAGAGGGCGUACCUGUACCCCGAGUUUAUGUUGGACGGAAGGGGAGACUUCAACAAAUCCAGUAUCUGUUAAAUCCAGUCCCAUUACUGCCCUGAAUCAGGAAGACACCGUGACAAACUUGACAAAAUUCUCGAAAUGUCGUGAGUGUCGGAGCCCCGCCACAACACAGCGUGACGACCACCACCAGGUGACUCUCCCCAACAUUGUACUGGCAGACACUCGGGACGCCCACACCCUCCCGGGUCCUCAAUUCUCGGACCAACAAAGUGAGGAGACGGACUCGCCCCGAGGACCUGACUCUAGAUUGUCUCCAUCAUGUCGAGGGUCUCAUUCUGUCUCCUCCCCCUCAGGCCACGGGAGCCCUCAACGUUUACCUGGACACGGAGCAUCAGGCGUGGCCAUGGUCGAUCCCGCGGCAAUAAUCCUGAGGCCACUACACAACUCCAGGACACAUGUCUCUGGCAGUAGAUCAGGUUUAUAUGACUUUUCCCUCCCUUCUCAAACUCACAUCUCCCACAUCAGCUGGCCUGUCAGCCCGCGGUACAUACACACAAGAAAAAACGAGGGAGAAAUCCGCCUACUUUCACAUAUUCCUGUAACCAAAGGAGACACUGCACCACCCGACGCAACACGAUUAACGAACAACAGUAACACACCGGAGAAUAGAAAUUCCCCUUCAUCUAGUCACGAGCUCUCCGUGUUUCUAACAACCAAAGACAACACGCUACAUGCCACAGAAAGUUCACCGAAUAAUAAAAGCUUCCGUUCAUCUUUCCACGGGCUCUCCUUGACCAGCAGAGUGUCUCAAGCAGAUACCUGUGACUCCUCAAAGUCCACCACGGACUCGUCAUCUUCUUCCAGUGAUGAUCAAGGCGGCAGAACAAGUCCUCGUAGCACCAGAUACUCCCUACGGACCCACUCGACGCCUGAACUAUGUAGUAUACCCCACGGGAGUACAGUGGCGCCUGAACUGGGUGUCCACUCCAACAGCACAACCACGUCCUGGACGGUGAGGUUCUCCAGUCCUUCUACCAGAGUAAGUCCAGACGGCACUUCCUCCCCGACCCUGUGCCGCCCCUGCUGGACCGCCCCCCCUGGUCCCUCUCACCACCACGAGGAUGUGUCCAGCCAGGAACUAACAUCGACACCAUAAUAAUGACAAGAGGUGUUUGGUAGUACAGUACGAGGCUAACUAAAUCUAUGCGUAAUUCUAUAAGGGAACAAGAAGCAACAUCUCGCGCUGAACAAAAUACGACAGUAAACUGAGAAAAAACGUUGUCACCCAAAGUUGUUUUAUCAACUGAAUGAAAGAUUAAAGAAAAUGUGAUAUUAAAAUUAUAAUGAAAAUACCUGUAGUACAUAAUACAAAACGAAGUUUUGUUUGUGCUUGUAAGAAAGGCGUUCAUUAUUUCACAUGUAUGAAUCAUUACACAUAUGUCAGGUUAAACUAUCAUGGGCAAUAUAGAAUGUAAUAAUUAUUAUACAAAAUGUGUUCCUCGAGGUUUAUAAACUAACUAAUGACUGCCAUUCUGAGAGGUGCAAGUACUGAAGUAGUGAUGUCUCGUGUGUUACCAUCACUGAUGUAGCUUCAUAUGUCUCAAAGUACAUUUGUGACAUCUAACAUUUAUCCAAUUUAAUGUUGUUCACAGUGUGUAGACAUACAUAUAUGUGUGGGUUUAUGUAUUUAUGUAAGUAUUGCUACGUUCUAGUCAGCUUUGGUUGAUAUUAAAAAAAAUAGUCCUUCACGUCUUUAACACACAAUUUGUCCAUUAUUUUAGACUGGUCAUAUAAUUUAUAAAUUAUGUCGCUCAAAUCAUACAGUUUGAAAGUACAGCUGUAAUAUAAUUUAUAGAUCACUCCAAAUAUCUACCAAAUACUUCAUCACUCCGUCCUCUUUUUAAGUAGAUAUAAAUUUCGGUACUUAAGUGUCUUUUAAUAACCUGGUAAAGUUAUCAAAAUAAGUAUGUUGGCUUGUCGACUGUGUCCGCCCGUUCUCCUGCCACAAGUCUUGAAGUUACAGUCACUCUAUAACACAAACUCACAAAUAAAUUAUCACCAUAUUACUUCAAGAACUCGGUUGACAAAAUUCAGAGUACUGUAUCCUCACUACAGUUCUAAUUUAUUUUAUUUAGAUCUUUGAUUGGACAAGGUAAUUAUAAAAGAAAUACUGUACUGUUGUCUCUCUCUAUAUAUUAUAUUUAGUCUAAGCUUCUGUGGGUAACGUUCUUAGAAUUUCAGCUUAUAAUAACCUAAUAUUUCUCGGCCUCUUCCUUGUCUAGCUUCUCUCGUCUGUGAUAUUAAAACAUUUUCAUUAGUUAGAAAUAAACUAAUGUGAGCGA